AUGGAAAACUUCGAAGACGAAAUGAUUGAACACUCUAACUAUGACAACAACGAAGUAAUUGAGCAGAAAUUUACCGAAGCCAUAGAAACUUUGUCGUCUGUUACAGAACAGGCUGAGGGGGUUAGUUACAACAAUGAUUCAGGGACUAACCAAAAUCGACGUGCUUCUAUUGCAGUAUCACGUUUUAAUAGUAUGAUAGACCCUAAUACUUUAGGCUCGUGGAUAAGUAAUGGCAUUGGAUAUGGUAGUCAGGCGGUUAAGACUAAAAGACGCGCUACUAUGAUAGAUCAUAAUAGUGUAAAAAGUGGUUUUGUGUCAUUACGUGCCCCUGAUGGUGUAGACUUAUCAAUGUUUAAUGAAGAAGUUAGUGAUGCUGAUUUACCUCAGGAAUUCGAAAAUUUUCUGACAUAUCAACAAAAGAACUUUUUAAAUGUUGCACAAGAUUACGAUACUAUGUCUGAUAUGUCUGGUAAAAUACAAAUACGUGAUUUUGAUGUAGCUUCCGCUACAAGUACCGCUAGUGAAAAUGAUUACGCAGAACAAAAGCCAAAUAAUCGGCUUUCAUUGUCUUAUUGGCUUUAUAAUACAGAGCAAAAUCGCUCUUCGUCACCACCAUUAACAAAUAUACCCGAACAGACAAGGCCGGUUGUUCAAUCGACUUCUCAAAAUCGCUCAAGUGGAUUAUUUGGUUCUUUGUUAUAUUUAUAUCCUUCGGCUGGAAAUUCAACAAAAUUACAGGAUACACCUGAAUUCUAUAUCGAAAAAUUAACACAAAAGAAUGUUGCACCUAAGUUGUUAGCAGAUACUUUAUUAUCUUUACGAAUAACCUUGUCUUCGGCAAAGUUAUCUUGGUUAAGAGAGUUUUUAGAAAAUAAGGGAUUAUUGGUGCUGGAUUCUAUCCUUGAGAGACAUACUAUUCGGGAUAAGAAGAGUACAGCUAGAAAUUCUGACCAAGACGAUCGAAUACAGUCACAAUGUAUUCGAUGUUUAAGAACAUUGAUGAAUACUGAGGCAAGCUUACAUCAUUCUCUUAUAUCCAUUGUUUUUUGUCUUCACACUACUAAUAACAAAUUACGUUCUCAAGUGGCUGAUGUAUUGGCAGCGUUAUGUGUGCUCUCCUUGGAUGGACAUAAAUUAGUUGUUGGAUCUUUCACGGAAUUUCGUGUAAUUCAUGAGGAAAAAUUCCGGUUUCAAUAUUUAGUUGAAAGCUUGAGAAGAAAUGAAGAAGAAGAUAGUACUUCUAUUGAAUAUAAAGCUGCUGGACUAAGUUUAAUUAACGCGAUCGUGAAUUCUCCUGAUAUUAUCGAGGAGCGCAUUCUUUUAAGAGAGGAAUUUGAAAGGAGAGGAAUUGAUGAUGUUUUUAAGGUUAUCAAAGAUUCUGACCCUCCUGAAUCUGUAUUAAAGCAAAUUGAGGUUUAUCAAGAGGAGCGUCAAGAAGAUUUAGAUGAACUUUAUGAGAAAGCCCAUGAAAUUGUAAGAGAUAAUAAGAACCCACUUUCAAUAGUUGCUGGAUUACUUCAACAAUUGGAAAGUGACAGAAAUUUACAUCGUCGUGUUAUUGAGACACUUAAAAAUUUAUUAAGGAUUUCAUGUAAAAGCACUGGAGAGAGGUAUCAAAACGAGAUAUGGACUUUGCUUGAGCAAUUUAUAGAGCAAAUCCUUUCUUUAAAUAAUCUAGGGCAAGAAUGGCCAAAGUUUAUGAAUGAAUAUCACUCAUCCAUACAGCAUAUUGUCGGAAAAUAUUCUUUAGUUAGUGGUAAUGUGGCUGACGAAGAAAUUGAUUCUUUAAGGACUCGUGUGGAAGAAUUAGUUAUCAAGAACGAAAGAACAAUAACUGCUGAAGAAAUGGUCGCUAUGCCUACUGUUCCUGGUUCUCCUACUUCCCAAAUGUCAAAUGUUUCUUCUAAUCCAUCAUCAGUUUCAACUACACCAUUAUAUUUCCCAAAAAUUAUGAAUAUGUUUAGACAAUCUUCUAUUCCAACUCCAAUAUUAAACCAACAGUAUCCUACUUCUAAUUCUUCGCAUUAUCAACAACAUAAAAAACCACCAGUUCCCGUUGUAAAAAAUAAUGAACCGAAUUUUACUACUGAAUUUCCACCCUCACAACAAUCUACGACUAAUAAUAAUGCUGAUUUCACAUCACAUUUAUCAAGUUCAAUUAUUGACAAUAUUGAACCAUCGUCACAAUCUAUUUAUGCUACAUUUAAUAAUGUAAUAGCCUCUAAUUCGCCAUCGAGUUCAUCACAAAUUAAGGAUAAUGAAAUAACAACAGAAACACUUUCGCAAUUUCCACCAAAUUCACUACAGAUUAAACAUAACGGAAUAACAUCUGAAGUUCUUUCUCAAUCACCACCAACUUCGACUCUUUUGAAUAAUAUUGUUAUACCAUCCAUACCUUUAAUACCUAAUCCGCAAUUAAUAAACAAAUUUGAUAUACCAUCUAUCCCAUCAUCACCACCUCCGUCAGUAGCUGGCAGUCCACCACCACCACCUCCAAGUGAGGUUUCUUUACAACCUAUAUUGAAAGAAGAUUGUAGUUCAAUAAAUCAUACCUCCGCUGUGUAUGAUAAUUCUCCUAUCAAAGCUCCUCUUAAUAAUCCAAAAGGACCUUUAAAACAACUAUUUUGGAGUAAAAUUUCAAAUCAUGAAGUUAAUAAUACCGUUUGGAAGGAUAUUCAGGAUGAAGAUAUCCCAAUGAAUACUAAUGAGUUGGAUGAGUUAUUUAGUAAGACAGUUGCUGUUACAUCUGAAAAUGGCAUAAAGGUUUCAGUUAAAGCUACAGUUACAACAUUACUGGAUUUUAAUCGUGCUAAUAAUAUUGCUAUUAUGUUAGCUCGAAUUAAAAUGCCGUAUUCAGAGAUUAAAGAUGCUAUAUUAGAAUUGGAUGAUGAAAAAUUAUCGAUAGAAAAUCUUAGAUCAAUUAAACAAUAUGUACCUAGUAGCGAAGAGAUUGAAUUAUUAAAGGAAUAUGAUGGCGAUUUAUCAGCUUUGGGUAAUGCAGAAAAUUAUUUUAGGGAAAUAAUGAUCAUUCCACGUAUGUCAGAGAGAUUGAAUUGCAUGAUUUUUCGACGAAGGUUUGAAAUUGAAGUGCAAGAAUUAUUACCUGAAAUAACCAUGUUACACGAGGCAUAUGAAGACCUUAAAAAUUCACCAAAAUUUAAGAGGUUACUAAAGACUGUAUUAGCUAUUGGUAAUUAUUUGAAUGCUAAGUCAUUUAGAGGAAAUGCUUCAGGAUUUCAAUUAGAUGCACUACUCAAGAUGAGAGAUACAAAGGCCACAGAAAAUAACUCAAAAGGAACUGCUACUCUUUUGCAUUAUUUAGCAUUCACCAUUGAAGCGAAUCAGAAAGAACUUAUUACAUUCAUGGAUGAAUUACCACAUGUGGAAGCAGCAGCAAGAGUAUCUGUUGUAACUGUAAUGUCAUCAGUAACUUCUUUAGUCACUGGAGUUUCACAGAUUAAAGAAGAAAUGCGCGUUCUUAAACGAAUAAGACUUAUUCCAGUAAAUGAUAGAUUUUUAGAAGUGAUGGAUGAUUUUGUUAUACAAGUGGAGUCCACAAUUAAAAGGAUCCAGGAAACAGCCACAAAUUUGGAUAAUGAGUUAAAGCAAAUGUUAAUUUAUUAUGGAGAGGAUCCAAAAUCAAUAAAACCCGAAGACUUUUUUGGAUUAAUUGUUUCAUUCUCAUCGUCUUUAAUGAAAGCACGUAAAGAGAAUGAAGAUGCUCGAAAGAAAACGAAUAAAAAACCAUCAGAUGCGAUUAGCAUUGCUUCAUCAAAUGACGCGCAAGGCGAUUUCGAUGAUGCAAUUCGUGAACUUCGAUCAGGUCUUAAACGUAAUCGUGGUAGGCCUGUAUCAAAAGUAUUUUUGGAAAUCACUGAAGAACAAAAUUUCUAA
Messenger RNA from Funneliformis caledonium, 3894 nucleotides. NCBI's taxonomy places the organism in Eukaryota, Fungi, Glomeromycota, Glomeromycetes, Glomerales, Glomeraceae. The record is from the annotation of a GenBank genome assembly.